Messenger RNA from Stegostoma tigrinum, 8682 nucleotides. RefSeq names its product diacylglycerol kinase, iota (gene dgki). Gene Ontology annotation, cellular component: nucleus. The record is from RefSeq and is a predicted model, not a curated record. Bases 4 to 3018 code for a protein of 1004 amino acids. Gene Ontology annotation, molecular function: protein binding; ATP-dependent diacylglycerol kinase activity. Gene Ontology annotation, biological process: intracellular signal transduction; lipid phosphorylation; diacylglycerol metabolic process. The transcript has 32 exons. Lineage: Eukaryota; Metazoa; Chordata; Chondrichthyes; Orectolobiformes; Stegostomatidae.
CUGAUGGAAGCUGCUCCUAUAGCGGCCGCUCUGCCCAUUACCUCCGGUCAGCCUCUUGCCGGGGAGCCAGGGCAGAGGCCGGGUGGGAUGGAGCGGGACAGCGGGGCGACUUCUCCGACGGCCAGCGGGCUGGGGCUAGGGGCCGGCCAGCGGGAGCAAGCAGCAGCGGCCGGCGGCUGGGAGACGCCGGAGCCCGGCCAGAGCCCUCGCCAGCAGUCGCUGAGCGGAUCCCAGAGUCUGGAACAGCGGCUCAAUGAAAUGGGUAUCAGGAAGCAGACGUCGUACAGGAAAGCCAUCUUGAGAUCAGGACUACAGCACCUAGCUCCAGAACAGGCACCCAGUACCAUCCCAAAGAAUGGGCCUACCAGAGAAAUGCGGACCAGCCCUGACUGGACUGAAAAUGCUAUAAAUGGUGACCAUGUUUGGCUGGAGACAAACGUCUCUGGAGAUUACUGCUACCUUGGAGAAGAGAACUGUUUGGUAAAGAUAACAAAGUCAGUUCCGAGGAGAAAGUGUGCUGCUUGCAAAAUAAUUGUGCACACAGUUUGUGUGGAACAGCUGGAGAAGAUCAGUUUCCAUUGCAAGCCAACCUACCGGGAGGGAGGUAGCCGUUCUCUCAGAGAGCAGAGUUUUGUGAGACAUCAUUGGGUUCACAGACGGCGUCAGGAAGGAAAAUGCAAGCAAUGCGGAAAGGGUUUCCAACAGAAGUUUUCCUUCCACAGUAAGGAAAUCAUUGCCAUCAGCUGCUCCUGGUGCAAGCAGGCAUUUCACAAUAAAGUGACAUGUUUCAUGUUGCAUCACAUCGAAGAGCCGUGUUCGCUAGGUGUGCACGCUGCAGUCAUUAUCCCCCCAACAUGGAUUAUAAAGGUGAAAAAACCACAGAACUCCUUCAAGUCUUCAAGUAGAAGGAAAAAGAGGACAUCAUUGAAGAGAAAAACCAGCAGGAAAGGAGCGGACGAAAGCAAAUGGAAGCCAUUUAUAAUCAAGCCCAUCUCAUCACCCUUGAUGAAACCACUUCUGGUGUUUGUAAACCCAAAGAGUGGCGGAAACCAGGGGACUAAGGUCCUCCAGAUGUUCAUGUGGUGGCUAAACCCACGGCAAGUCUUUGACCUCUCACGUGGAGGACCAAGAGAAGCCUUGGAACUGUAUCGAAAGGUCGCAAACCUCCGGAUCCUGGCCUGUGGUGGAGAUGGAACGGUGGGCUGGAUUCUUUCCCUGUUGGACGAACUACAACUCAAUCCCCAGCCUCCAGUCGCAGUGCUUCCACUUGGUACAGGAAAUGACCUGGCCCGUACCCUCAACUGGGGAGGGGGGUACACGGAUGAACCAGUUUCAAAGAUUCUCUGCCAUGUAGAGGAGGGCAAUAUAGUCCAACUGGACCGCUGGAACCUCCACCUUCAGAAUAACCUCCAGCCUAGCCAAGAUGAUGCUGAAGAAGGCACUCAGAAGCUUCCACUCACUGUGUUUAACAACUACUUUAGCCUGGGUUUUGAUGCCCAUGUGACACUGGAAUUCCAUGAAUCUCGGGAAGCAAAUCCAGAACGAUUUAACAGUCGAUUUAGGAAUAAGAUGUUUUAUGCAGGGGCAGCCUUUUCUGACUUUCUGCAGAGAAGCUCUCGUGAUUUAUCCAAACAUGUCAGAGUGGUGUGUGACGGCACUGAUUUGACUCCUAGAAUCCAGGAUCUGAAAUUCCAGUGUAUCGUCUUCCUCAACAUCCCCAGGUAUUGUGCAGGCACAAUGCCUUGGGGUAAUCCUGGAGAUCACCGAGACUUUGAACCACAGCGUCAUGAUGAUGGAUGCAUUGAGGUCAUUGGCUUUACGAUGGCAUCUCUGGCUGCACUGCAAGUUGGGGGUCACGGUGAGCGGCUCCAUCAGUGUCGAGAGGUGAUUCUUACCACUUACAAGACAAUCCCCAUCCAGGUGGAUGGGGAGCCAUGCCGCCUGAGUCCAUCCGUCAUCCGGAUCUCCCUAAGGAACCAGGCCAAUAUGGUGCAGAAAUGCAAGCGGAGAACCUCCAUGCCACUAUUGAACGACCCUCACACUGUCCCUGGUCGGCUCAGGAUCCGGGUGAACAGGAUCAGCCUCCAAGACUAUGAAAGCCCACAAUACGACAAGGAACGGCUGCAAGAGACCUCAGUCCCACUGGGAAUUAUUGUCAUUCACGGAGACUGUGACCUAGAGACCUGUCGCAGGUAUAUCGACCGUCUACAGGAGGACAGUGACGCUUCCCAACGCCGAAUGUUGUCUUCACAGAAUCUUUCUUCCAAAUGGUGCUUCUUAGAUUCGACCUCUCUGGACCGCUUCUACCGCAUUGACAGAGCCCAGGAGCACCUGCACUUUGUAACAGAAGUGGCUCAGGAUGAACUUUUUAUUCUGGAUCCAGAGGUAGUGGCCGUGCAGAAAACUGUGACAUCCCCUGGAAUGCCAGACCUGGUGGUGGAUCCACCACAAGCCAAUACUGAGCUGUGGAAUGGCUCCAACAGCAAGUGGAUCACAAGUGACAGCUGCGAUUCUGAGUCUGGGAUACAACACCGGUAUCUCGUCAGAAAGACAGAAAGACUGACCCACCAGAAACUCCGGCCUCCCUCAUCCUCCGAGGAAAAAGAACUUCUUCAUUCAGUCCUUGAGGGUGAUCUGCAAAAGUUCAUAGAGUCCUGCAGUAAGGGAGUGAGUCUGAUGGUGAGCAGCACUGAAGGAUCCUCGGUGUUACACUGCGCUGCAAAGAAUGGCCAUAAGGAACUUGUAAAGUACAUCAUUGAACAUGGCCCUCCUGAUUUAUUAGAUGCAGCAGAAAUCAAAACGGGUGAGACAGCACUACACAAAGCAGCAUUCCACCGGUAUCACACAAUUUGUCGUUUUUUAGUUGAUGCUGGGGCCUCGCUGAUGCAGACUGAUUUCAAGGGCAACACUCCGAGACACAAAGCACAGGAGGCUGGUGACCUGGAGCUAGCCGCCUACCUGGAGAACCGGCAGCACUACCAGAUGAUGGCACGCGAGGACCUGGAGACAGCAGUCUGAAAACAAGGAUGUUGGCGAAACUGGAAGGUGGGGAGGUAUUAGCUGUUCGCCUUCUCCCGUUGAAUUCAGUCACUGCUUCCCUUUGUACCCUACUGCUUGAUGGAUGAAAAAGAAAGUGACGUAAUAUUAGGGAAAGAUGGUGGCAAGAGAUGCCAGUUACUGAGACAGCAGUAAAAGAGCAUAUUACUCAUCGUACAGUCCACAUUAGGAGCUGAGGCAGCUGCACGCAGAGGACGAGGAGAAGGGUCGCUGCAUUAAUGGCCCUGUGGAACCCUGUCCAAACUGCAGACUACAGAGUUCUCCACUGCUCAACAAGGAGAGCAAUCAUUCCACGAAACUCCUUCUUAUACAACAACUAGCAUCUUUCAUAAUCUGGGUUUUCCACUGGAUUCAUCUCAAUCUCAAAUUCAAUCAGAAGAGGUCUGUACAGCAACGCCUGAUGAUACUACGUUUACUCACCUUCAGAAUGUAACAACCGCACUGGGUGUUCAAGAGGAACAUGUAGUCAACAUAGGACUAUCUCACCAAGGCUCCUUCAACAUCACCUUCCAAACCCACAAUCUCUACCAUCUCGAAGAACAAGAGCAUCAGAUAUGUGAGAGCACCAUCAGUUGCAUGUUCCCCUCCAAGCCACUCACAUCCUGAUUUGGAAAUAUAUCACUGUUCCUUCAGUGUUAUUGAAUCGAAAUCUUGGAAUUCCCUCCUUAACAGCAUUAUGGGUGUCCCUCAACCAAAUGGAUGCAGUGUUCAAGAAAGCAGCUCCCCACCACCUUCUCAAGAGCAAUUAGGGAUGGGCAAUAAAUGCUGGCCCAGCUAGCAAAAUCUACAUCCCAUGAAUGAAUAAAAAUUAACAAAAAAAAGAACUUGAAGAACUUAUAUUUGGGGUACUAAUAGACAACUUGGAGACCUCACUUCACGUAAUGUAAAUGUCAAUGGCAUGUCUUACCUUGGAUAGUUGGAUAUAAUACAAUAUACUUUGAGGAGCAUUCAACAAGUGAGGAACUGGUGUUCCGUGUUACAUUACUGAUUUGAACCAAAGUGAGUACAGUUCUUGUGCUCUUAGCAGAAGCCUGGAUGGCUAGACUUGAUGUAGAAACCCAUGGUUGUGAAUUGUUUUCAGUGCAGGAACAAGAUUGUUUCUCCACAGAGAAUUCCUGUCAGAACUAUACUAUGUCAUCCCUGAACAGAUGCACACAUUGAACAGUAUUUUCUGCUGUGAGUUCUUCUAUCUCUUUUAACCACUUUCUCACGUGCAGUUGAACAGGGUUUCAGUGUGAUCAUCAAGUCACAUACUUGUCAUUAAAGGGAUCUUGCUAUCCUUUCUGAAUGCAGACAGCUAGUUAAAUUUCCUUGACAUUGUUGGCAAUUUAGUUCUCAAGGCACUGAAGAUAAAAUAUCAUUUAGAGUCAUACAGCACUCAGUCCAGGCCUUUCGACCCAACCAGUUCAUGCCGACCACAUUUCCUGAACUGAACUUGCCCCGUUUACUUGAAGUUGGCCCAUAUCCCUCUAAACCUUUCAUAUCCAUGUAUCUGUCCAGAUGUACCUGCCUGUACCACUUCCACUGGCAGCUCAUUCCAUAUACGCACUGCCAAAUUUAUGAAAAGUUUGCCCCUCAGACCCCUUUUAAAUCUUUCCCCUCUUAUGCUAAAAUGGAGUUAAAAUGAUGGUGCUAUGACACGGGUGGUAAUCAAAGAGAGACGUAUUUGCACUUGGUGGUGUUGCUGCAGUCAAGCCCUGGGACCGUGUGAACUGGGAGAUGACAAGCUCCUAUCCAGUGACCGAUAGCCUAAUGGUAGUGCAACAAUGUUUGUGGUUGUCAGUGGCAACUCCAUCUGUUCUAAUCAAGCUGCCUCAAUGCCUGUCUCAAAGAAACACUAGGAAAUGUUUAUGUUGUCCUGGGCUUUAAUUUGGGUUUCGCUAGGAAUUUCUGCAGUGAAAGAUUGGUGAAUGGUUAAAAUCAUCUGGCAGACUUAGUACAUUUAAACUGCAUGAGAUAGAUUACUAUCAGGACAGGAGCCUGAACCAAAACUUGCCAAGCAACUCAGAUGCUUAGUUGAGAUUUGGAAGGCAUAUUUAGGCUUUCUCUGCACCCACUCUCCUGCCUCCCCUUUACAAAGGGACCUUGCUAAGAUCACCUAUCUGUGUCUUGCUCAAGUGCCAGGAGCUGUUCCUUCGAUCCCAUUCUACCUGCCAAAGCACAUCUGAUCAGUGUAGGUGAGGACAUAGGAACAUGAGCCUGCUAGUUUCUCUUGUGAAGCAUUGGGAAAUAACUGAGUUAUAGUUGCUAGGCAACAGCCAAUGAAGCCAAUAAGGAAAGCUUUCAGGAUCCAUCAGUUAUAUAAUUCCUGAGGCUGAGAACAGAUCUCACCAGCAGAUCUGUCACAUAAGUGACCCCCAGUCCCUAUCAGUACAGGAGAUUAGUGAGGAUAUAAUUGCCCAUAGUAUGCCCCCCGGCAUUAUGGGUGAUGCCUUUGGAAUAGACAUCCACAGGAAGUAGCCACCUAUAAGACUAAGUGAUGAUGGCCUUCCUCUUUCCCUAUCAUUUACCUUUUUUACGCCAGCCAGUAGAACUCCUCUUGCUUCCUGCAGAGAUUUGUGUCAACGUAUUCUUUCUAAGCAAGCUUCUGACUCCUAGGCUGAAACCAUUUAUGUUGCUGUAUGUACUAGAUCAUCAGUAUGGUACUAAUUACAACCUUUGCUGACCCCAUCUCCCUAUCUUAAUUCCUUUGCGGGCAGGUGUCACAGGUCAGCCUAACAACGGAGAUUCCAGACUAGAAAUGAGGUCUCUUUGAGGACUGUGGAGCAGACCAUGAGCUAAUGGCCUUCUUCAGUUCCUACGAAUUGUGUCUUAUGGUCUAAUUGCCCUCCAAAGAAGCAAGCACAAUACCUUUCAAGAAAUGCAGGACUGGCCGUGUGUUCCUUGCAUGAGAUAACUUACAGUUAAAUGGCUACAUUUAGCUCACACAAACCCCAAACUAGUCUGAAGGUCUUGAAAUGUAAUCAAAAGAACACCAGACAUCAGGAGUAGAGUUUUCAGUCAUCCAGGUGGGGUCAUGUUGCAGGGUGGGCAGACCCCUGGUAAACUGGGCAUGCAACAGGCACUUCUGGUCCCUACCUACACACUGAUGCAUUUAGAGUUUCUAAGAGAACAUAGGCUUACUAAGCUCUCUGAUGAAGGGUCCAGGCCCGAAACGUCAUCUUUUGUGCUCCUGAGAUGCUGCUUGGCCUGCUGGGUUCAUCCAGCUUCACACUUUGUUAUUUUGGAUUCUCCAACAUCUGCAGUUCCCAUUAUCUCUGAUCACAGGCUUACAGGAGCUGGUUAAAUGUGCAAAGUUCAAAUGAAGUGCUGGAUGAGCUUGUAAUUGAGCUGUUCUGGAAUACAGAGAACAGACAAGAAUUUUAAAAAGGCCAGCAUAGGGUAGGGACACAGAGAAUCUGGCCACGUUUCUAAAUGACUAACAAAAUAGUGUGAAGCAGUAAGUGGCCUAGCCAUCCUGGGGGUUACCUUUGAUGGACUAGCUAUAUAAAUAGUAUGCUUAAAAGAGCCAUCAAAGGCUAGGAAUCCUGACUCCACAAAGCCCUGUCCACCAUCUACAAAUCACAAGUCAAGAGUGUGGUGGAAUAGUCCCCACUUGCAUGGAUGAAUGCAGCUCCAACAACUCUCAAGACAGCAUCCAGGACAAAACAGCCUGCUUCUUGGCACCACAUCCACAUUCAUUUUCUCUACCACCAACACUCAGUGGCUACAGUGUGUACCAUCUACAACAUGCACUGUACAAAUGGUCACUGGACUUCAUUGUUAAGUCUGCUUCUGUUUCUACGGAUGCUGCUAGACAUGCUGAGUUUCUCCAGCACUCUGCUUGGGCAAUGUGAAGAUAUGAGUGUGUGGUAUCAGUUGUGAUUAAUAGAAAUUGGUACCUUUGAUUGAAUUGACCACUGUGCGUGUGAGAUUUGUGCUUUCAACUAAUAGAAAUAGCAUUUGGGAAUGUAUUCACUGAUCUUGACCACUUGGUCAUUAACCAUUAACUCAAGGUUGAUGUGUUGCAAUUGACUGUGAUGGGUGUCUGGUCCCAUUGACUUGUCAGAGUUCACCUAAAGAUCUUUCUGUCUACCUACCGGAAUUGAGAUAUUUGUGGCAUACUCUCCACUUGAGGUUGCACCAUUAGCCAGUUCUCUUAAAUGUUAGACUGAUGGAUUUUUGUCAUUGCAGAGAAAUAUUAAAGGCUAUGGAGAAAAGGCAAGUGUUUGGAGUUGCUACACAGAUCAUUCAUGGUCUCCUUGAUCAACACAGCAGGUGCAAGGGACUAGAUGGCCACUUCUUUUUCUUUGUUCCGUUGUUCUUCCUGUUCUAUAUGUCUUCCCAGGUCACCACCAGCCCCUGCUGCAAGUCAGACUCCAGCUCAGCUUUAAGAGGUACAGGCUAGCUUUCCAGAAUGCGGGCUGGCUUUAAAUGGUGCUGACCUUGCAUAACUUGAGCUCUGCAGCCAUUCACUGCAUCUGAAGCACAGGGCUUCAAGCUGCUGUCAUUUGAAUGAGCAGGCAAGCACAGGGUUUGUGUGCUGCCUGCAUCCUGAGGAGUAGGCCCAGGUUAAUUCUGCUUCAUAAGGCCAUGCCAGCUUUCAGAUGCUGUUGAGUUUGUCCCCAGCCUGUUAUAACAGUUUUGCACUAAAAAGGAAUAAAUCAAAUCUUCAACAUGAUUCUGAUAAGGCCAAGUGUGAUUUAGGCCUGUUAAAAAGUGUUGCCAGGGGUGACUGAAUCUUAACCUGAGCUUGUCCUUAAAUGAAUUUUCACAAUUGCACGUCUGACUGAGGUGGAAGACCAUCUUGCCAAAACUUGUUUGUAGGUCAGGUUCUGUGAACUAAUUUUUUUUCUUGUGGAAACUGAAGAAAUUUUAUUGAGGAGAUCAAAGAAAUUGGAAGAUCUUGGGUAAAAUGAAAUUAAUGUGCUAGAUUUCCCAAUCCUUGUCUUACAGAGCAGUUUCCAAAAUUUUAGAUCUGCUGAGAAGACAUUCUACAUACCUGUAAGGAUCAACACUGGUCUGCCACAGAUGAGAAUGCUCAUUAGUCAGUACCUUGAGCAAUGCAAACUACUCAGCAGUGAUAAAUGGGAUGUUUAGGAGUAAGGGAGUUUCACAAACAUCAUGUGGCCAUCUGUGCUCAUCUCUUCCACUCCUCAAACAUUUUCUUUACCAAGAGGGAACAUCCCAGCUCUGAUUGGAAUUGUGCUUCCAUUGCAGACUUGAGUCAAAAAUCUUUCUCCUCACUUCGUGCUUGUUCUGGACAGUUUCUUCCAGCUCAAGAAAAAAGCUAUUGAGAAAUAAACAUGUGCAAACCAAACAACAGUCAUCUUCCUUCUUCAGAGCAGAGUUCCGAAAUGGUGUCUGCCUGUCCCAGUUUCAAAAGGCAGCUGUUUAUCCCUUCUGAUCACAGCAGCCAGCUGUCAUGGACCUGUCAAUAGAUAUCUUUAUUCAUGUGAAACUGUUGUGUGAGAGCCAUAGUGAUGAAUUUUGCAUGAAAAUGUUGUGAUUCACACAGAGUGGUGUCUCCUUCCUUAUGAUGGCUUACAUGGACUGACAUGACUGUUCUUGCUUGUAAUUUCCAGUUAGUGAAUGCAGUGCUUGUUUAGCUGUACUGUCUACAUUAACAUAUUCAUUACCUAAUUA